This is a messenger RNA of Trypanosoma rangeli, 873 nucleotides long. RefSeq names its product nicotinamide mononucleotide adenylyltransferase. The record is from RefSeq and is a predicted model, not a curated record. Gene Ontology annotation, biological process: NAD+ biosynthetic process. The transcript has a single exon. Bases 1 to 873 code for a protein of 290 amino acids. Gene Ontology annotation, molecular function: nicotinamide-nucleotide adenylyltransferase activity; nicotinate-nucleotide adenylyltransferase activity. NCBI's taxonomy places the organism in Eukaryota, Euglenozoa, Kinetoplastea, Trypanosomatida, Trypanosomatidae.
AUGAGCGAUAACACACCUGCACCUUACCGCUUUUGUAGCUCGAAGUUGGCAGCAUGGAGUGCUAUCGAUGUGACGGUAACUGGACGUCUUAUCCUUCUGGUGAUGUGUGGGUCCUUCAAUCCUAUUCAUCGGGCACACCUUGCCAUGUACGACGCUGCCCGCGAUGCAUUGAUGCAUCCCACAGAACCCACUGACGUCUCUUCCGCCGUUGUCGUUGCAGGCGGCUUCAUCUCACCUGUAAAUGACCAUUAUGGAAAGGAAAGUCUUCGCCCUUUUGAGCAGCGUGUAGCCAUAUGCAGGGCAGCACUGGCCGAUCAUCCUUCCCUGGCUGUUGACGAGUGGGAGGGUCUACAGCCGACGCACAUUCGCACGUUUUACGUCUUAGAGCACCUUCAGAAAACUGUGCAGCAGUGGUAUGAAACUGAUGCGGUGCCCAAUAAGACACAGUUGGAGUGGGUGCGACAACAUCCCGUGCGAGUGGUGUUUCUGUGCGGGAGUGAUUUGUUUGCAACCUUUUUGAGGCCUGGCUGCUGGUCGUUGGGGCUGCUUAGGCGGCUGUUGGAAUCAUUUGAGGUGAUGGUCACGCGACGCGCGGGAUCGACCACGGGGUGCGCGGAGGUGCUGCGUCAGCACGGUUCUCUGCUGCAGGAGCGCGUUGAGGGCACUGGAGAUGGCCAUGGUACGACACUCAUGACACUUGAUCUAUCUAUGUACCGCUUUAUGGAGGUUGAAAUCUUUACGAAUAAUAUUUCUUCCACCGCAAUCCGCGAGGCACUAGCGGCAAAUCCCAGCGCUGAGAUAGAUAGCCUUGUCCCCGCUGGUGCCGAGUCGCUCAUUCGUGCCUUCUACACAAACGAUGCAGGGCUGUGUUGA